Messenger RNA from Ogataea philodendri, 3225 nucleotides. RefSeq lists its product as uncharacterized. Lineage: Eukaryota; Fungi; Ascomycota; Pichiomycetes; Pichiales; Pichiaceae. Gene Ontology annotation, biological process: isoleucyl-tRNA aminoacylation. The record is from RefSeq and is a predicted model, not a curated record. The transcript has a single exon. The coding region runs from base 1 to 3225 and encodes 1074 amino acids. Gene Ontology annotation, molecular function: ATP binding; tRNA binding; aminoacyl-tRNA deacylase activity.
AUGACUGAAGAACACCCACAGUCUUUUUCCUUCCCGAAAGAGGAGGAAAAAGUGUUGGAAUACUGGAAUGAGAUCAACGCCUUUCAUAAGUCGUUGGAGUUGACGAAAGGAAACCCUCAGUUUGCCUUUUAUGAUGGUCCUCCAUUUGCAACAGGAACUCCCCAUUAUGGUCACAUUCUGGCUUCCACCACCAAGGACAUUGUUCCUAGAUAUGCCACCAUGAAUGGUUACUAUGUUGAAAGACGGUUUGGAUGGGAUACCCAUGGAUUGCCUGUUGAACACGAGAUCGACAAGAAGUUGGGUAUCAAGUCCAAACAAGACGUUUUGGAUAUGGGCAUUGCCAAGUACAACGAGGAGUGUAGAUCCAUUGUGAUGACUUACGCCGACGAAUGGAGAAAGACUAUUGGUAGACUGGGGAGAUGGAUCGAUUUCGACAAUGAUUACAAGACCCUUUAUCCUGAGUUUAUGGAGUCUGAAUGGUGGGCAUUCAAGAAGCUGUUCGAAAAGGGAGCUGUUUACCAAGGUUACAGAGUGAUGCCUUAUUCCACCGGUGUGACGACCUCUUUGUCCAAUUUCGAGGCCCAGCUGAACUAUAAAGACGUGAAUGACCCAGCUGUCACCAUUGGUUUCCCAUUGAAAGACGACCCCAAGACAAUUCUUCUUGCCUGGACAACCACCCCAUGGACCUUGCCUUCGAACAUUGCUCUUUGUGUGAAUCCAGAGUUCGAGUAUUCCAAGAUCUACGACGAGGAGAAACAGGUCACUUACAUCAUGUUGGAGUCUCUGAUCAAGAACCUGUAUCCAAAGCCAAAGAAUGCCAAAUACAAGAUCGUUGGAAAGAUUCUCGGUAAGGAAAUGGACGGCUGGAAAUACGAGCCUGUUUUCGACUACUUUUACGAGGAUUUCAAGAAGACCGGUUUCAGGGUGUACUGCAACACUUUCGUCACCAACGACUCCGGUACGGGUAUUGUUCACCAGGCUCCAGCUUUUGGUGAAAUCGAUUUUGAAGCUGCCACUGAGGCAGGCAUUAUCAACGAAACCUUGAUUCCUCCUAACCCAGUGGACGACGACGGAAAAUUUACCAGCGAGGUGACCGAUUUCGCUGGUUUGUACGUCAAGGAUGCAGACAAGGAGAUUAUCAAGAAACUGACAGCUAACGGCAGACUGUUGUUGGCUUCUCAAAUCCGACACAGUUAUCCAUUCUGUUGGAGAUCCGACACCCCUUUGAUCUACAGAACCGUUCCUUCGUGGUUCAUCAGAGUCAAGGAGAUCGUGCCGCAGAUGCUCGAGGCCGUCGACAAGACCAGAUGGGUUCCUUCCAACAUCAAGGACAAGCGUUUCUCCAACUGGAUUGCCAACGCCAGAGACUGGAACGUCUCCAGAAAGAGAUACUGGGGUACUCCAUUGCCAUUGUGGGUUUCUGACGACAAAGAGGAAGUUGUCUGUGUUGGAUCUAUCGAGGAGCUCAGAGAGCUCACUGGAGACAACACCAUUACAGAUAUUCACAGAGAAAAAAUUGACCACUUGACCAUUCCAUCUAAGAAGGGUAAGGGUCAAUUGAAGAGAAUCGAGGACGUUUUCGACUGUUGGUUCGAGUCUGGUUCCAUGCCUUUUGCUUCCAAGCACUAUCCAUUUGCUGACGACAAGGAGAGAUUCACCGGUGCUUUCCCAGCCAACUUCAUAUCUGAAGGUUUGGAUCAAACCAGAGGUUGGUUCUACACUUUGACUGUGUUGGGAACUCACUUGUUUGGUUGUGCUCCAUACAAGAACGUUAUUGUGUCUGGUAUUGUUCUUGCUGCUGACGGUAAGAAGAUGUCCAAGAGAUUGAAAAACUACCCAGACCCAAUGAAUGUCUUGAAUUCGUACGGUGCUGACGCUUUGAGAUUGUACCUGAUAAACUCUCCAGUCUUGAGAGCCGAGACCUUGAAGUUCAAAGAAGAAGGUGUCAAGGAGGUUGUUUCGAAGGUUCUGUUGCCAUGGUGGAACUCCUACAAGUUCUUGGAAGGCCAAGUUGCUUUGCUCAAGAAACUUGAAGGUAUUGACUUCAAGUACGACCCAGAGUCCAGAUCUACAAACGUUAUGGACCGCUGGCUGUUGGCCUCUAUCCAGUCGUUGAUCAAGUUCAUCCGUACUGAGAUGGAAGAGUACCGUUUGUACACCGUUGUUCCAAAGUUGUUGAACUUGAUUGACGAGUUGACCAACUGGUACAUUCGUUUCAACAGAAAGAGAUUGAAGGGCGAGAACGGUGUUGACGAUUGUUUGAAGGCCAUGAACACAUUGACCGAUGCUCUUUUCACUCUUGUGAGAGCCAUGGCUCCAUUUACUCCAUUCUUGGCCGAGAACAUUUACGGCAAAAUGAAGUCUCUCUUUAAGCUAGAGACUUUGCAAAAAUACGGUAAGAGCACCGACUCUGUCCACUUCUUGUCGUAUCCUGUUGUGAACGAGUCUUUGAUUGAUGAGAAGAUCGAGCUUGCUGUGUCUAGAAUGCAAAAGAUCAUUGAUUUGGGAAGAAACAUCAGAGAAAAGAAGACCAUCUCGUUGAAGACUCCAUUGAAGGAGCUGGUUGUUCUCCACUCCGACCCAUCGUACCUUGAGGACGUUAAGGCUCUGCAAAACUACAUUGUUGAGGAGCUGAACGUGAGAGACCUGGUCAUCACUUCCGACGAGGCCAAGUACGGUGUCGAGUACAGAGCCGUGGCCGACUGGCCUGUUCUUGGAAAGAAGUUGAAGAAGGACGCCAAGAAGGUCAAGGACGCUUUGCCAAGCCUUACUUCCGACGAUGUGAAGGAGUUCCUCAAGUCCGGAAAGGUCGAGGUUGCUGGUAUCGAUCUUGUGAAGGAGGACCUGUCUGUGUUUAGAAGCUUGCCUGAGGCCAAGAUCUCUGGCGGACAGGAAGUCAGAACCGAGGGAGACGUUUUGGUCAUCUUGGACAUCAACAUGUACCCAGAGUUGCAAUCUGAGGGAUUGGUGAGAGAGCUGAUCAACAGAAUCCAGAGAUUGAGAAAGAAGUGCAACCUGUUGCAAACCGACGAGGUGACGGUGCAACUGGACAUCCUGAAGGACCCAAUUGGACUGGCCGAGGCCAUCAAGACGCACGAGCACGUGCUGCUGAAGGCCACCAGAAGACCGUUGGAGAAAUGCACCGAGUCCCAGGUCUCCUUGUUGGGAGAGGAGGAGCACAACAUCAACGAUGCGCUGUUGAAGCUUCGUUUGUUGAAGCUCUGA